AUGAGCAAGCCAAAGACAGCAGUUCCAAGUCUCUCUCCAAGUAAGGAGAUUAUGGAAUUGAAAUCACUAAAGCGCCAGCGAACUGUUGCGAAAAAUAGUAUAGUGCGCAUAAAAACGGGUCUCCUCGAUAAAACAAUGUCGUUAGAUCCAAUUGAAUUGGAGUGUCGACUGGACAUUUCGAACUCUCAUAGCGAUAAGCUUAUGAAGUGUCAGUCGAAAAUUGAAGAUAUCGACGAGGAAGACAUAGCCCGUGGGGAGUUAGAGGACCUAAUAGUGGAAACUAAGUCCGUUAUAAAAUCUAUUCUGGCGAGAAAUAAAUCGUCAAUAGCCGAAACAUCCUUUGUUGCACCUCACAGCUCGCGACUACCGAAAAUGUCGCUACCGAAAUUUAAAGGGGAAUAUUCAGAAUUUAAAAAUUUUGUGAGUCUGUUCGAGAGUUUGGUGCACAACGAUCCUACAAUCCCAGACAUUGAGAAAUUUAAUCACUUGGUUAACUGUCUGUCUGGUGAAGCUUUGGGAACGGUAAAGGCCUUCCAAAUGUCGGACGAAAAUUAUUCGAAGGCGUUGGCUAGUCUCAAAAAGCCAUCUGCGCUUUCAUUGCGCACAAUGAUUGAUACAGUGUCGGCUGUUUACGACUCGUUGCUGUCGUUAGGUGAUGAGAAAAACAUCACAAACGCUAUCAUAAUUCAUCUGGUAAUGUCAAAAGUCGACACCGUUACUCGGUCAAAGUGGGAGGAACAGUUGGAUUAUGAUAAGCUGCCAUUAUGGCGUGAGUGUGAGGCAGCAUUAAAUAAACGCUACCAACAUUUAUCUGCCGAUGAAGCCUCAACGUCGAGGCUCAAGCCGUCAAGCAGUCACAGCAUUCAGAAACCCCACCUUCAUGCGGGAAGGACGAAAGCUGCCUUAGUGACUUCAAAUAUAAAACAGCCGGUGUGUCCGCACUGUAAAUCAAAUGAUCAUAGUAUACCCGCGUGUCCUACUUUUAAAACUCUCUCUGCUCAGCAGCGAUUUGAGUUUGCUAAAUCAGUCCCCUUAUGCAUAAAUUGUUUGCGAAAGGGGCACUCAGUUUCAAAGUGCAAAGCGGAUCGGUGUCGUGUUUGCAACCGUUCGCAUCACACGUUGCUGCACCAGUACCCUGUAUCCUUUGCAACUGCACCACAACUUUCGACCUCGCAUGGCAUGCACACGACGAGUACACCAGAUCGGGUUAUGUUGGGUACAGCCGUAGUCAACGUAAAAGGUAGCUCCGGAGAGUACCUUCCUGCACGAGUCUUGCUGGAUUCUGGAUCUCAGGUGAAUUUCAUGACAGAGGAUUUGGCGCAGAAAUUACGAAUUCGUCGCGAAAGUACGACCUUAAAUAUUAUCGGCAUCGGAAAUGCAACCAAAAAAGUAAGGACGAAAUUAAAUACGUUUGUAAAAUCGCGGGUCAAUAAUUAUGAGUUUUCGGCACAGUUUUGGAUAAUGCGAUCCAUUUCAGCCAGCCAUCCAGAUCGCAACGUAAAUAUUAAUGGCUGGAAAAUUCCUAAUAACAUUAGCUUAGCGGACCCAGAAUUUUAUAAGGCUCAAAAGGUAGAUCUUUUGUUAGGUGCUGAAACAUUUUUCGAGCUUUUAGCUGUAGGCCAGAUCAAGGCCAGCCCCAAUCACCCAACAUUGCAAAAGACACUUUUAGGCUGGGUUGUGUCUGGCAAAUACGCCUCCAACCAACGUCCUCCUCCCACAGUCAGUAGCACAUCAUGCCAUACUGAACAAGAUCUAGCAAAUAUAGAUUCCAUUGUCCAAAGGUUCUGGGCGAUGGAAGAAAUACCUUCAGGAGCUAGUUCGACAAAAUUCACAACUGAACAAAUAGAGUGUGAAACAUUUUUCGUAAAAACUACUAAAGUUUUGCCUUCAGGAAGGCUUCAAGUAAGACUGCCUUUCAAAGAUGACCGUAAGUUACUCGGUAAUUCCUAUGAAACCGCGUCUCGGCGGUUUUAG
This is a messenger RNA of Anastrepha ludens (Mexican fruit fly), 1974 nucleotides long. RefSeq lists its product as uncharacterized. The coding region runs from base 1 to 1974 and encodes 657 amino acids. NCBI's taxonomy places the organism in Eukaryota, Metazoa, Arthropoda, Insecta, Diptera, Tephritidae. Gene Ontology annotation, molecular function: zinc ion binding; nucleic acid binding. The record is from RefSeq and is a predicted model, not a curated record. The transcript has 2 exons.